Labeo rohita (rohu) is the source of this 2449-nucleotide messenger RNA. RefSeq names its product acyl-CoA synthetase medium chain family member 3 (gene acsm3). Gene Ontology annotation, molecular function: fatty acid ligase activity; fatty-acyl-CoA synthase activity. Bases 263 to 2041 code for a protein of 592 amino acids. Gene Ontology annotation, biological process: acyl-CoA metabolic process; fatty acid biosynthetic process. The transcript has 13 exons. Gene Ontology annotation, cellular component: mitochondrial matrix. The record is from RefSeq and is a predicted model, not a curated record. Lineage: Eukaryota; Metazoa; Chordata; Actinopteri; Cypriniformes; Cyprinidae.
UUCGUGCAUAGCCGAGGAGAUUUAGUGUUUGUCUUCUCGGAGCUGAGCUGUGUAGGUUCUGCGUUGUGUGCGUUUUGCUUGUAUAGAAUGCGGUUUCAUUCUUAGAAGUUUAUUGCAAGUAACGAGAAGAACGACAAUUUAAACGCCAGACUCGGAAAAUGAGAUAAUGAGCCGUGUGAAAGUUUCAGCUGUGUGUCACUGACUACUGUCGGGUGAGAGAAACAACCUCAGAAGUUUAGUUUUACAACUUUAAAGGCUUGCAAUGAAUUCAUAUGUGCUUCGCACAAGCCGCCUUAACCACUGUCUGAAAAACGCCUGCAAAAAUGGAGUGCAUGAGCGACGUCAGUUUCUGCAAAUGUGUAGAUCCAAAACAACAUCUGCGCCCAAAAACUUUAGCGAUUAUGAGAUCAUAAAACGGGAUUACAACAUACGAGUUCCUCAGCGGUUUAAUUUCGCCAAGGACGUGUUGGAGCAGUGGGAAACAAAAGAAAAGAACGGACAGAGGUCGUCUCUUCCAGCUCUGUGGUGGGUGAAUGACAGCGGGGAGGAGGUCAGAUGGACUUUUGAGGAGUUGGGCUUCCACUCCAGAAAACUUGCAAAUGUUCUGCAUCAGGUGUGCAGUUUGGAAAAAGGGGAUCGUGUGUUCCUCGUCUUACCCAGAGUCCCUGAGUGGUGGCUGGUUAAUGUGGCAUGUCUCCGCACAGGUACAAUUUUGAUUCCCGGCACAUCUCAGCUCACUGCUCGAGAUAUCCGCCACCGGCUGCAGGCGUCUGGGGCCAAGUGUGUGAUCACUGAUGAAACUUUGGCUCCACUGUUGGACACAGUAGCUUCAGAUUGCCCUUCCAUCUCCACAAAACUUCUGUUGUCCCACAGGUCCAUGCAUGGCUGGGGCAACCUGACCGAACUCAUGGGAAAAGUGUCAGAUGAUCAUGUUUGCGUGGACACCAGGAGUGAUGAACCUAUGACUAUAUUCUUCACCAGUGGCACAACAGGCUCUCCAAAAAUGACCCAACACAGCCACUGUAGUUACGGUCUGGGGCUCACUGUGAACGGCAGGUACUGGCUGGAUCUGACUGAGCAGGAUGUGUUUUGGAACACGUCGGACACAGGUUGGGCCAAGUCUGCAUGGAGCAGUGUGUUUGCACCAUGGAUCCAGGGAGCAUGUGUGUUUGCUCACCACAUGCCACGUUUUGAUACAAGUACAGUUCUCAAGAGUCUGAGCAGCUAUCCCAUCACCACUUUCUGCACGGCACCAACAGCCUAUCGAAUGCUCGUACAGGACGACAUAUCCAGGUUCAAGUUCAGGGCUCUUGAGCACUGUCUAUGUGCAGGAGAGCCCAUUAACCCAGAAGUGAUGUGGAAGUGGAAAGAACUCACUGGACUGGACAUCUAUGAGGGAUACGGACAGACUGAGACUGUUUUAAUAGCAGGCACAUUCAAAGGCAUGAAGAUCAAACCAGGAUCUUUUGGAAAGGCAUCACCAGGAUAUGACGUUCAGGUGGUGGGUGAAGAUGGUUCUGUUGUGCCACAUGGACAAGAGGGCGACCUUGGCAUCAGAGUCAAACCAGACAGACCCUUCUCUCUUUUCACAGAGUAUACGGGGGAGCCAGAGCGCACAGCAGAAUGUUUCCGUGGUGAUUUCUACCUGACUGGUGACAGGGGAAUGAUGGACAAUGAAGGAUACCUGUGGUUUAUUGGCAGAGCUGAUGAUGUCAUUCUCUCUGCAGGGUACCGCAUUGGUCCAUUUGAGGUGGAAAACGCUUUGAUAGAGCAUCCAGCUGUAGCAGAAUCAGCUGUGGUCAGCAGCCCAGAUCCAGUUCGAGGAGAGGUAGUAAAGGCUUUUGUAGUGCUGACAGCAGAUUAUAAAUCAAGAGAGGAUAAGGAACUGAUCAAGGAACUACAAACACAUGUAAAGACCGUCACGGCUCCUUAUAAAUAUCCACGCAAGAUCGAGUUUGUGGAUCAUCUACCCAAGACAGUAAGUGGGAAAAUCAGGCGAGUGGAGUUAAGAAAGAAGGAGUGGGGACAGCAAACCAGCUAAAUCUGGAAAUGAGAAAAGAAAUUUUGCAUUCCACCUCUUACAUGCAACAUUCCCAGAUGUCUUCCCACAUUAAUGCACCACAUUUUAGACUGAUAAAUGGAUCUACAGACCUGUAGUCGUUCAGCUCGCCUGCAGGUGGAGGCAUUUUAUAAGAAUCGAGUUGCAGACCUCAUUUCCAAUUUCAUGCAAUACACAUUUUAAUUAGUAUAAAUGAUUCUACCUCUUGUUUAAUCAUGUUUAAGUGGAGUAACUCAAAAUGUGUAAGCCUUGCAGUUCGAAUGUGUUUUAUUCUUUUAAUCUUAAACUGUAAAUCAUAUUCAAAACCUAAAUGUGAAUCAAUUUUUAACAAUAGUAAGCAUUUAUAUAAUUAAAAGAUUCUAAUUAGUUAAUAAAAGCAUUUUAGGCUGA